Molecule: messenger RNA, 1533 nt
Organism: Guyanagaster necrorhizus
Lineage: Eukaryota; Fungi; Basidiomycota; Agaricomycetes; Agaricales; Physalacriaceae
Product: cytochrome P450
Exons: 12
Coding region: 1-1533 (510 amino acids)
Molecular function (GO): oxidoreductase activity, acting on paired donors, with incorporation or reduction of molecular oxygen; iron ion binding; heme binding
Source: RefSeq, a predicted model, not a curated record
AUGGAUACCCCUCUUUUCAUUGCACUCAUUCUCUUCGUUUACUUGGUCUAUGCCUUCUGCCGCAAGCAACGCUCUCUCCUGCCUCCCGGUCCUCCCGGUCUCCCGUUUCUCGGAAAUGCUCUCGACAUGGCCGUGAAAUAUCCUUGGUUAAAAUACGCCGAGUGGGGUCGACAAUAUGGCGAUAUUAUCUAUCUCAACGUUGUUGGGCAGUCCGUUAUAGUGCUAAACUCAGCCAAGGCCGUUUUCGCUCUACUUGAUCAGCGCGGUGGCAUCUACUCAGAUAGGCCGCGUCUAGUGAUGGGCGGAGAGCUCGCCGGAUACGUCCACAGUGUACCUCUUUGCCCUUACGGCACGCGUUUACGGGAGUACAGGAAGUUGAUCCUUGAAGUCGUCGGACCCCGGAAGGUCCAGCAGUGGCGGCCCAUCGAGGCAGAGAAGACAAGGAUAUUCCUCGGAGCGCUCUUGGAAUCCCCGGAAAAAUUCCGUGACCAUAUUCGACAUCAUAUCGCCUCCAUAACUUUCCUCAUAUCACAUGGGUACGACGUUAGACCUGAAAAUGACCCACUUGUCGAGCUUGCCGAUCGGGGUGAUCAAGGGUUUUCGGAGUCUACCACUGCCGGUGCCUUUCUGGUUGACUCAUUCCCUAUCAUGCUGUAUCUUCCGCGAUGGUUGGGCUUCAACUGGAUGAAGAAGGCUGAGAAGUUCCACAGAGAUAUGGAGGAACUCCGAGAUAUACCUUAUAACUCCGUCAAGGAGCAAGUGGUCAAAGGGACGGCCAUCCCUUCCUUUACUGCCAAUCUUAUUCAGCGGUACAAAAAUCCAUCAUCAUACCAAGAAGACGUUAACAAGUGGGUCACCACUGGAUUCUACUCCGCCGGUGCCGACACAACCGUAUCGUCACUAUGCUCAUUCUUCCUGUAUAUGACGCUUCUCCCGGACAAGCAGAAGAAAGCGCAAGAAGAAAUAUCUUGCGUAGUCGGGUCCGCACGAUUGCCUGAUUUCAACGAUCGAGAAAGCUUGCCUUACGUUGAAUCUUUGCUCAAGGAAGUCCAUCGAUUGAAUCCAGUUGGACCUCUAGCAGUACCACACAAGUCGACUAAAGAUGAUUCUUACAACGGCUAUUUGAUUCCCUCUGGCUCCGUGGUUGUGCCUAACACAUGGGCCGUAAUGCAUGAUCCAGACACUUAUCCGUCUCCCUUUGAAUUCCUUCCAGAAAGAUAUCUGGAGCCCCACAAUGAGGCCAAGGGCAUCAAUUCAGAUCCUCGCAAAUUCGCUUUCGGAUACGGGCGCAGAAUCUGUCCCGGACAACAUCUUGCGGACGAUGAGUUCUAUAUUACUGUUGCUGCUGUGCUCUCCGUGUUCAACAUUCUUCCGGAAUCCAACAAGGAGCAAGUCAGGCUCCCUGAUUGGUCUCGGAGUGAAGGAUACCUCUCAUCUACCAUUUCGCAUCCCGAUCCCUUCAAUUGUCGAAUUAUACCACGUUCGCACGAGGCCGAGCUGUUGAUCCGUGCGGGCGACCCUUCAAGACAGUAA